Messenger RNA from Eupeodes corollae, 5010 nucleotides. It is a transcript of the gene PRL-1, whose product is annotated as PRL-1 phosphatase. NCBI's taxonomy places the organism in Eukaryota, Metazoa, Arthropoda, Insecta, Diptera, Syrphidae. Gene Ontology annotation, cellular component: nucleus. The record is from RefSeq and is a predicted model, not a curated record. Gene Ontology annotation, biological process: protein dephosphorylation. The transcript is spliced from 6 exons. The coding region runs from base 3155 to 3682 and encodes 175 amino acids. Gene Ontology annotation, molecular function: protein tyrosine phosphatase activity.
GCAAUCAUAAAUUUUCAAUUGAAAAAGAAAAGUGAAGAAAAAUUCCUUCAAAAUCUCGAAAAUCAUAGAAAGAUACAACAUUUUGGCAUAAAUUACCUGUUUUAAAAAAAUUAAGUUUGCCAUCGGAAAAAUUAUAACACACUCCUAAAAAAGUGAAAGUUUAUUAGUUUAUUUUUUUUUCGCUCGUGUUGUGUCUUCGAUACGUGGCCUAAAUAAAUCCAAUCCGAUCCUAAUUGGUCAACAUAAAAGUAUCUACGAAAAGAAGGAGAAUACUUAUUCUGUUUUUUUAAAAGUCAAACUCACGCCUGUAAAUUUAUUUUUAAAAAACUUGUUUUUUCAUUCUUAAAUUUGUUUAAAAAAAAAUAAAAGUCUAAACAAUUUUAUUCAACAAAUUGGUGUUAAUAAAGCUCUCAGCGUUGUUGAUUUUAUACUUUAUUGUGUGGAUAUCAUCUUGAUGCAAUAAAUUCUUUGAAUUAAAUAAAAUAUCAAAAAGUAUCUUCAACUCAAUCUUUUAUUUUUACUGCUCAACAACGAAAACGAGCGACGUCGACCACGACAAUUUCUUCUGCUAACGAACGUGUGCUGCCUGCCUGUGCCGCUUUAUUUUUAUCUCUCAAGUUCAAGUGGAUGACCUCGCUUUUGUUGGCGGUCUCUUACUCGUCUCCUCAUUUAUAUUUAAAUUAUAUUUAAACAACAAAAAGUAAAUGCCUUGCCGGUUACACUAAGAUAGUGUGUAUUUUUCCAUCUCAAAUUAAAUGCAUUAAAUUUAUAAACAACAUUAACCAAAAGAACAGUGGAUAUAGUUCCUAAAUUUUAAACAGUUUAUUUUAUUAUUACAAAACCAUAAGUUCUGUGAUAACUUUGCAAACAAAAAAUUUAAAAAAAUAUAUUUUUUUACAACCAUUUUGAUUUUGCACAACAAAUAUAAACAUUUUGGUAUAAAAAUACAAAACAAAGGAAAAUAUAUAUUUUAGACAUCAAAAAACAAAAUAAAAUAAAAACGCCCACUCGAAAUUUUCUUCUUCCAUUAUAACAACCCUCGGUGUUUAAAAAUUAAACCACCAACAACAUCAACAACAAUAAAAAUGAAAAUAAUUUAACAAAAAUUUAAACAAAUAAAAAAAUACUGACAAAAAAAACCUUAUAUAAAUAAUUGUUUAUAUAUUUGCUAUAUACAAAUUAAAAAAGUGCUUUUUUUCUUCCUUUUUUUUAAUUUCUUUCUUUAAACAAACAAAUAAAGAAGAAUUAAAAAUCACUCAGUGUACAUUAGUAUAAUAGUAGGAGAGAACUAGUGAAGACUGACAAAACAAAAACCAAGUUAAUCGAAUAUAAGCAGAUACAAAAAAAAAUAUAAUAAUAUAAAAUUAUUACAAAUAAUUAAUGUUUUUAUUUUUAAUACUUAAUUAAAAAGAAUAUCAGUGUGUGUGAAUUAAUUUUUCAUUGUUUGUUCUUCUUUGUAUAAAGUAAGAAAAAUAUAUAAAUAUUUAUAUAUUUGAGUACAAAAUAAAAUAUAAAAACAUUAAAAAUCAACUAUAUUUUUGGAUAAUUUUUUUCUACCUUGAAUAUAAAUAAAUAAGAAUGUUUAAAGUUAUCACCAACGUUUGAAAGGAAUAAAAAUUAUAUAUUUUUCGCUUGUUAGACCUGUUCCCACAUCUAUGGAGUUUCAUCUAGACAGUGCAGAAUACUGCCAAGCUCAGCACAAAUAAAAAGUGACUUAAAAAAAAUCACCUCAAAAAACGGGGGAGUGCGAGAGUGGUGAAGAGAGCAAUUGAGCGCGUGCGCGAUUCAGAGUAGAUACAUCAAUAAAAAACAAAAAAUAAUUAUUUUUCAAUCAUUAGAUCAUAAUUUAAAUCAACAACAAAUCUCUCUAUCAAGUAGUUCAUUUUUAAAAAUUCAAAAACCAAAAUCAAUAAUUUCCAUUUGUAUAAUCAUAUUGCAAAAACAAAAACAAAACGCAUAUCAACGAUCGUUACACAAAAUCUUAAAACUAAAUAAAAGAAAAACAACCGGGAAAUAUCGGUUGAAGCGUUUUAAAUUUCAAUUCAAAAUCAGAAAUCCCUUUUUUUUCUUUUGUUUUCUUAUUUGAUUUUAUUAUUAUUAAAUUAAAAAAUUAAUUAAAAAAAAACAGGGUUAAAUUAUCUCUCUUAAAGAAAACAAUACAAUUGAAUGAAUAUUUAUCUGUGUCAGCUUAACAACAUUUAAUCAGUAAUUAUAAAACUAUUUAAAAGUUCAUGAGAUACACUAACAAAACUCUUGAAAGAAAUUAAAUAAAAAUUGUUAUGGGUGAUAAAUAAAAACAAUAAUAUUAAGAAUUUUCUAGCAAUUUAUCAAACAAAAAAAACGCAAAGUAAUAAUUUUGUUUUCUAUUUUUUCAUUUUCCUAAAAAAAACAACAAACAUUUUUCUACUUAAUAACUUUUUUGUUUAUAAGUUAGAAGCCAUUUUCAACUAAAGGCCUUCAAAAGAAAAACAGAUAAAUAUAAAUAAAAGUAUAUAUUUUUAUCUCACAUUUAAUAAAACAACAGAUACGUAUAUAUUUUUACAAAAAGAAAAUUAAAAACAAACAAAAGAAAAAAGAUCAAUUUAUAUUUUUUUAACAAAAGAAUAACUUUUCCACAAAAACCGUCUCGUCUCUCGUCGAAACAGAACAAACAAAUUCUCCAAAACUCUCAGUAAUUUAGCUGACGAAAUAAAUUGAAAAGAAAAACAAAAUUAACAAAAGAAAACUAACUAUUUUUGUUUUUGUAAUUUAUUAUAUAUUAAAAUAUAUAUUAUAAAGUAUAAAUUAUUAAGAGUAUAUAAAACUGAAGAUAAACUAAUUAUUUAAUAUUUAAAUUUAAAGUAAUAAAAACAAAAAAGGACUGCAAUAAUUACUUAAUAUUAAAAAUAAACUUAAAAAAAAACUAAACAAGUCAAACUACGCACGCGUGAAUCGAAAAUAAAAUAAAUUACUUAAUUAAUUUAUUUAUUGAUAUAAAACAAAAAAACAAAAACAAUCUGUAAACAAAACUUCAUAAACAAACAGAAAAACAAUUUAAACAAACAACAAAUCACACACAAAACAUAAAACCAAGAAGCCAAUCAACGAAACAAACAAGCAAAGCAAAAGUUUGUUUUUUCCUUAUUUUUCUAUUCUGAACGCGAAUUUUUUAUUGAUGAGCAACAUGCGCCAAAAGGACAUCCGACCAGCACCCGCUCUUAUUGAGUUUAAAGGGAUGAAAUUUUUGAUUACAGAUCGACCAUCUGAUCUUACCAUAGCACAUUAUAUUUUGGAAUUGAAGAAAAAUAAUGUUAGCACAGUUGUACGUGUUUGCGAACCAAGUUAUAAAACUGAUGAACUUGAGUCUCAAGGCAUUGUUGUUAAGGAUUUGGCAUUUGAAGACGGAACACCACCGCCACAAAAUGUUGUCGAUGAAUGGUUCGAAAUAUUGAAGCAAAACUAUCAACAAAAUCCUGAAGCAUGCGUUGCUGUUCACUGUGUAGCUGGCCUAGGUAGAGCACCAGUUUUAGUUGCAUUGGCGUUGAUCGAACUUGGUCUCAAAUAUGAGGCAGCUGUCGAAAUGAUCAGAGAUAAACGGCGAGGCGCUAUUAACGCUAAACAACUCUCCUAUUUAGAGCGGUAUAGGCCAAAGUCAAGGCUUAAGCACAAAAAUGGCCACAAAAAUUCAUGUAGCGUGCAAUAGAUAUCAAAAUAAAAUUCCCACCAGAUAAAAAGUGUUCAUUUUAACCGAUAAACAAACAAGAAAAAUAAUAAUUAUUUAAACAAAAAUCAAAAAAACAACUUAAUGAAGCAACCUAUCCAAAAGAAACAACACAAAAAUCACUAAUUCAGUUGAGAAAGAAAGAGUUUGUGUUUUUUGUUUGUUAAGAAAUAAUGUGGAAAAGAAUAUCGGUUGAAAAGUAGAAAAACAUGAAAAAUAGUAAAAUAUUUAACUAUAAAACCAAUGAUUGUAUCAAAAUGAAAUACUUGCAAUUAACAAAAACAAUUAUCUUCCCUCUAUAAACCCAACCCAACUCUCCACAAUAACCCUCUGUAUUUGCGCAUCACUAUUCAAUUGUUAUUAAAACAAAAAUCCUCUCUCUCUCCCCAAAAUAAAUAAUGGUUUCUCUCGUUUGUAUUAGUUUUUGCUUUUGAUUAAUAUUUUCUUUUCUUUUUCAACUUAAUAAAUAAAUGUAUUGUAAAUUUUAUUUUUGUGUUAAUAAUUUAAUUUAAAAACAAAAGAAUAUAAACAAAUCGUUGUACCCCCCUUAAUUAGAAUACGAAUUAUUUAAAAAGAUAAUCUAAUGAAUAAACAUUGUAUAAACAAAUCAAAUCCUUCCACAUGAUAAUUUUUUUGCGGAUGGGAUACAUUUCUAAACAAGAAAUAAAGAAAAAAAUAACUUAAAAUUAUAUAAAUUAAAAAAAGAAAACAAGCAAACAAAAUGAACAACUGAAUGAAUAUUAAAUUAAAUGUGAAGCUAUAAAACAAAAAUAUAUAGUUAGCUAUUAAUUUUUUAGGAAAUCCAGAUUUUGAAAAAAAAACUAAUAAAUGGAAAACCUCUAAUGGACACACAUUAUUUAGCAGUAAUAUAUUUAAAAUAAACAACAAAAUAUUAACAAUCCAAUGUUAAAUUAAUGAAAUAUAAAAUGAACAGACAAAAUACACCACUCUCCACACUCGUAAUAUAACAUCUAAUCAAUUGCAUAUAAGUAAAUAAAAACUAAAUAUCACAAUAGAACAUCAACUAAAUAUUUAUCUAGAAUAUUUGCUCUCCUUAUCUCCCCCCAAAAAUAACAAUAAUGUUAAAACAAAACAGAAAUUUAAGGAGAAAUAAUUCAUUGGAAAUUAUAUUUAUAACUAAACUCACUCACGUAGAAAUAAAUUUAAAAAAUUAAAACAAAAUACAAAAAAAAAAAACAGAAGGGAAAAAGAAAGAUUUUCAAAGGCAAAAUUUAUUAAAAAUGAGGUCUAGACAUUGAAAGAACAAAAUAAAUUAAAAUAAAACAAGUGAAAAAAUAUAAUACAAAUAA